Messenger RNA from Ornithodoros turicata, 9998 nucleotides. RefSeq names its product zinc finger protein 43-like. Gene Ontology annotation, biological process: regulation of transcription by RNA polymerase II. The record is from RefSeq and is a predicted model, not a curated record. Lineage: Eukaryota; Metazoa; Arthropoda; Arachnida; Ixodida; Argasidae. Gene Ontology annotation, molecular function: DNA-binding transcription activator activity, RNA polymerase II-specific; RNA polymerase II cis-regulatory region sequence-specific DNA binding; chromatin insulator sequence binding. The transcript has 2 exons. Gene Ontology annotation, cellular component: chromosome; nucleus. Bases 327 to 3392 code for a protein of 1021 amino acids.
GUUUCCCUUCCUCCGUGGUGCGUGCCCUUCCCCGUCGGUCCAUCUGACUGCGCCGCUAGAUGGCAGCGGCCGUCAUACAACCAACGAUACAACCAGGGUGGCACUUGGGGGUGGUGCGAGAAGCACAGGUGUUUUUGCCGUGUGAACGUACAGGGCCGCAGGAAGCAACGACCAUAUUUUUUAAAGUUCUCUUCGCCCACAAGCUGUCUACUUGCCGUCUCAUAUGUGUUGUCCGAGCAGUGCUGCGGGUCCACUCUGCGGGUUAGGUGGUCGCUGUACGUCGACCAGUCUUGCGAGAGCCUCCCAAGGCUUUGCCAAAUGGAAGCAUGGAUGCUGGAGAUGGCAGUAAUGGGAGUGACACGCAAAGGCACGUCUGUGGACUCUGCUGGACCUCAUUCAGCAGCCCCACAGAGCUCCAGCAGCACUGCCUCCGGUGCUUCUCCGAGGACAACUCUGAGACCAAGGCCUCUGAAGAGGGUCCUCCUCCCCCUCCGGAAGAAGAAACCAAAGAUGAAGAAGGUAACUGCGACAUUGAGAACAGCCCCUCUCCUAAUCUAGAUGCUGCAGAUGAGCCGGAUGAUGACAGUGCAUCAGUCAGGGAAGAUUCUCCCACCACAAGUUCCUUGCCUGAUGGCAAAACAUUGCAUUUAUGUAAGCUCUGCCCCAAAACUUUUACAAAUUAUGGCAGCUAUCGGCGACACCUACGCAUGCACUCGUGUGGACACAGGUACACAUGCGACAUAUGCGGGAAGCAGUUCUUUCGGCGAUACCUCUGGAUCAAGCACUAUGAAAAAAUUCAUAACAGCAUGAUGCAGAAUAUGUGCCAAUGCUGCACUUGUGAAGUGUGGCUGAAGAAUAGUGAUACCCUCAAAGAACAUAUUCGUACGAAGCACCGUUGCGUUCAGAGCCCUAGCAGUGACAUUUCGGAGCCAAUUAAAAAGCCUUCUGAUACUGUUGUUCUUGAUUCCGUAUCGCUGAAGCCAAUUUCAGGUGUGGCAAAGGAGACGUCAGAUGAUGGAGACGACUACGAAGGAAAGCAUGUUGGCACACCGAGGUGCCAGUGGAUGUGUAAUAUUUGCACAGACAGUUUUGUAACAAAAGCACAUCUUAUGAAACACAAGGAAGAUAAACAUGGGAGAAAGAGGUCUUGGAUGUCCAAGAGUUCUACCCCAGAUGUUGAAGUAAAACAGAAAAAGGUAUCCGAAACAACUAAAGACCUAUUCCAAAACAUGCUUUCAGAGUUCAGUUUAAAAAAGAUGCUAUCAACAGAGAGCCCUCUGGAAAAACCAAAACCAAAGAAAGAGCCAAGCUGUACGGUAGAGCUUCCCUCCACAUUCAGUCCAACAUUUGCAGGUGGUGGCCUCUGUGAUCCUACAAAAAGGGGUGUGUUCCUUUGUGAGAUCUGCAAGAAGACUUUCAUAAACCGCAGUAGUUACCUGAGACAUAAGAAAAUGCACACAGGAGUGCGACCUUAUAUCUGUGACCAGUGCUGCAUGAGCUUCUUUAGGUCUGAGUCAUUGACUACACACAAAAAGAAACAUGCUCCAAAUGAUCCUUACAAGUGCUUUGUAUGUGGUCAUGAAGACGCAACAGCUGCAGGCCUAUCUUCACACUUCAUCUCGACACAUUCAAAGCUUCCUGAAGAGUAUGACAGUAAUGCGGCAGCGCGAUCUAAGCGUGGCAGGCCAUCGAAGUAUCCAAGUCAUACAAUGAUAUGCCCUACAGAUAUCCCAAAGGCACCACCCAUGAGUCCUAGGAAUGUGGAAAACCUAGAUACCGACGCAAAUUCUGAUGACACUGUUCUAGCAAGCUUGAAUGGAGACACAGGCUCUCCUAGUGCUGCAGCGGACAAGUACACCUGUCUAGUAUGCUUCAAGUUCUUUCCUGAUGAGCAGGCCUAUUAUGAUCACCAGUGCAAUGAUGACUACCUUGCUGCUAGACACCAAAAGGACAGUUCUAGUCAAGUAGAUACAAAUGAUACAGUCAGGCUAGUUAUCAUGGCAACCUGUAAGCUAUGCCUGGAAAAGUUUUCUAGUGAGGAGGGCUUGUUUCGCCACAUGGUGACACAUAUCAGCUGCUGGUCUCGUAUUUGUGGCUACUGUGGGCAGUAUUUCAAGGAAAACAACGAGCUCACAGAACACGUGCUGUCGGAACAUUCUUCGCAGGAUGAACCAAUAAAACACUGCUUCUACUGUAGGCAAAAAUUUGAUGAAGGCAGUGCACUCAAAGGUCACGUUCUUGAAGUCCAUGACAUGAUUUUUCAUUUGGGUUCAUCUACUGCCAGUGUAGCCUGGCAAAGCAAUGGUUCAAAAAGUGCAAGAAAAAAUAACUUAACGAAAUGCAGCGAAGAAAGAGACUUUCACACAUACACUUGUCGGUGUGAAGGGUGUGGAACUCCUUUUGAAGACUUCAAGUCCUCCAUGCUGCAUUUCAGGGACAAGCAUAGUACCAUUGUUACACUGGACAACCUUACACAUGGAACUUGCACAGCAUCAACGAUCAAUGGGAAUGACUGCUGCACCAAGUGCAAUGAGGCUUCAGUUGGCAGUGCCUCUCCCUGUAACCUGUGUUCUCGUAGUUACUCUGAUGGUCCUGAAGUCCAUGCCCACCAACAAGAAAGGCAUAUGUUAGUUGACUGGUACUGCUGUGAUGCCUGUGAUGCAAGUGGGCCACAGGAUGUCAUGGAAAAGCAUGUACUAUCCCACCUCUCCAAAGUAGGAAGUCUUCUUUUACCAGAGGGCAUGUACCGUCCAUCUUUCUUGUCGGGCACAACUGAGCCCUUCUGGAAGGUGCAGGAAGCUUUCGUGGACUGGUGCAAAAAUGGAUCUUCAGGAGUGAAGAGCUUGCACGCUAAUGGAAAAGCAAGUUACACAAUGGAAAUGAGGACCAAGACACGGAGUGAGAUUUUGAUUGAAGAAGCGAAGAAGUGCACUAUACAGAAUGGGCACAUUGUACCUGCUCCUAGAAAAGAUGAGCUUUCUAAAGACCUCAUUGACUUGUUGCCAAAGAAUGGAGAGAUAACAAUGAUUCCUAUUAAGAACGAGCCAAUCUGUGACACAUCUUUUGAGUCCAGUCCUUUCUCACAACUGCGAUCUGCUCUCACAAGGAAAAUGGACGUCUUGGGUGGUGACAAGAAUGGCAACAUUCUCAAAGCACUUCUUGGAGAGAAGCGAGAGCCCUUCAUCAGCACAGACCAAUCGGAUAAUGUAAGUGAUAUUGAAACAUUCCUCCAAGCUAACUUCUCUGAGGGCCACCCUUCAACAUCCGAUACAGAUAGACCAAGGGUAGAAUGUAUGGAGCCUAGUGAUACAAGUCUGACCAAGAAGCACAGCAGUGCAACAGUGCUACUCUGGACUGCAGGUCAGGACUGCAAGCACCACUUCACCCACUAGGAAAUGACACCAAAAGCUGCACUUUGGCCUCAGCACCCACACGAGUGCAACGACUACCAAUAAGUGUUUUAUCGUUCAGACAGAUUUGGUAAGCCCAUCAAGUCUCACCAAAAGGUCUUUGAGACAUGACAAAUUCCUUGUGGGGACUGUGUUACAUUUCACUGUUCUGUGCCUAAUUUUAGUACCCAGGAUCUAGUUCACACUGUACAAAUAACUAUGUGUUCAGCAAUCGUGGCCAGUUGUGAAAUACUGUCACGCUGUUUGGGAAGGAUGUUAGUUUGCAACAACAGCUUCUUUAAUGGCACAGAUUUUGAGUAUGGCUCAGGCAGGGCUGUGGACACAUUGCAGUGCUUCAGUACUGCAACACGAGGGCCAUCUAAACCUAGGGUUUGAUACAUGACACUUUUUUAACGCUGGAUAAUUGGAUAGCGUUAUCUUCUGCAUACCCAAUAAGCAACAUAUCCAACUAGCAGUGACAAUUGGUUAUUUAUGUACUUUUCUUGUGUGCACGCAUGUGGACUUGAGUGAAAAGCUCCAGACAAAAAACAGAUUGUUUCACACCCAUUGUAAGUUAAAUCUAGGUGCACAUGUUUUACUUGUGCUACUUUUACAUUGGCUAUAUGUACAUUGUCUUUAUCAAUAUGAAUUAUUUCCAAGUGAAACUAGAAGUCACCUGCAAAAAUUCUGUCCAAUCCUCACAUUGGGUAGUUCCAAAGUAUCAGGGUCGUUAGUGACUUUCUGUAUUUCUAUUGCCAGCAAAAGGUAUUGCGCGUAGAAUACAGGGUGAUGUGAAAUGCACAUGGCAUUUAUGUUCUGACUAGAACGGAGUAAAAGGAGCUAUCAUACUUGCAGCAUGAUGGACUUGCAUGCAGGGCCAUUACAAAAUUUUGCAGGUGCCAGUGUUGUGCAUGUGUUUCAGAGCCCAUCACCAUUCCUUUGACUUACAGGUGGUCCAGAGCAAGGACAAAACUGAAACUUUUGGUACUUCUUGUUGUAAAAUUGGCAGGUAGUGCAAUGCAUGACAGUUGCUGUAGAAGGUGCACAUCCUCAUUCUAGGUUGGCCAUUCACAUACCACACCAUUUGAUUUAUUCCCUCCCCCCACCCCACCCCCAUUGUACACACAUACAAACAUAAUCACACUAUGAUAGCAUCUGCAGAAGUCUGUAAAUGCCUCAAGUGCAUCUCACUCAUAGUGCAAGCAUUGAGUUGAUGACAUGGUGCUUUCUAUUUCUCGAAGUGUGUUUGAAUGUAUCGCCUUGUACGUAAUUUCAAACUGGCUGCAGUAUACUUUGAUCUAACUUGGAAGGCUUUUGGGGCCAGUAAGUGCUGCACCACAUGCUCCUGAGAAAAACAUAUCUUUCAUUCUCUAAUGCAAGUUUGCCUUACAAGAUGUCAAGGAUAGUCUGGAACCACCCCCCAGUUAUAAGAUUAAAGUGCUGUGGGUAUGUGCGGAUGCUGCAGGCAAUAUUUGAUCCAAGAAUGCCCUAUAGAUCUGGAUUUCUCAAGGAACACACAUCAGGUAAGGUCAUAUGGACGUUACGGGACGUUCGCAGGCGCACGUUCACAAGCAUCGGGCAGGAAAGCAUGACUCGGGUAAAGGUGACUCAAGACUCUUUUGAGAAUUGCUAGAACUUCAUUAGCAAAUUUUAUCUAAUAUCUGUGACACGAAUGCAGCAUGAGGCAAAAUCCAGCAGCUGCUGACUGUGGCAUCACACACCCUUAGCAGUGCAAAUAUAUUAUAAAUAAUUGGUUGUGAUUCUAAGUAUUCUGACUAUUGUGAGGAAUCAUCAGGCAACAGCUUUUUAGUAGGUUCAACGGUAGGUGAGAGCAGUUGUCCUGUUCCGUUCCUUGUGCUGUUUGUUCGUGCUCUUACAAUUCACUAUGGACUAAUACCAACUCAUUCGACUCUCCAUGCUAGCUGGUGAGAGAGGAGAAAACCUCUCUUCACUGCAUGUGAUGCUUUGGAAUUACACAUCUCAUGGGGUGGUUGGGAGUGGGGUGCAUUUACACAUAACUGGGUGCAGCAUAUCAAGUUGCAGCAGUAGGUCCAGAGUGUCGCUUACAUUACAUUAUGUGACACAUGUUGUACUCCAUGAGAGUGUCACCUAUAUAGUAUUACUCUCCAAGGUGUAGUUAAUGAGCUGGAGCCCUGAGCGCACAGCAACCCUGAGUGACAAUCAAGGGUGCACGGGGCUUGCUAAUUUUUAGGGAUUCUCAGAAGCAUGUGACCUCUUAUACGGGUGCUGCUCAAAGUAUACUGCAGCUUCAUUGGUGGACAUUUCACCAUGCUGUCACAGACUCGGCAGUUUAGGCAUUUGCAGACCCAAUUUUCCACAAAACCAUGGAACCCCUUUUGCUGUAAAGGUGUAUUGCAAAUGAGCGUUUUCUACACCUGCUUGAGACAACCCUUGAGACAACCUGGACAAGCCUGUUAGGACUAUAAGAACACAAAGGCUUGAUUUGAAUGCACAACUUUUGAGUUGAGGUGACUGUUGAUGUGGCAGAAUGUAGCACAUGUGGUGCAGAACAUUCCACAAUCGGGGCAUGCUUGCACAAACGUUGAGAAGAUUCCAUAGUGGUGUCCUAAGUAGCUCCGGUAGUGCUUUGGACACGUGCUACAGUCCUCAACGCCACUUGUGCUUGAAGCACUGCCAAAGCUACUGAAGAAGUUGCUUAAUGUUUGUGCAAGCAGGCUCCAUUUAUCAGCUUUUAUCAUUUCAUGCCCUAUUGCUUGCCCACUUUGCAUUUAACUAAACUCAUAUGCCAUCUGGCAUGUACAGCCUGUUUCGGUGAGGAUGAAGGGUAGCAGAAGCAACAUUUCCUUACGUAAUUUUAGUUUUAGGUUGAUAUUAAUAUGGAAAGGACAGCAUGGGAAUUUCACCAUAAAUUCUACUACAAAAUACAACCCAAAAAAGAAAGAAAAAAGAAACAGGGGGCCUUAACUACAGAUAAAUCUGUUCCACACAUGUGGGUGCCUAGGUCACCUUUCUUGUGAGCACAUCUGAUGUACUCACUCACCAGUUGCCUCACAUUAUAUUUGUUGUGCAUUGCUGCACUUAGGGUGAAGUAUUCCCGGUUUCUUUUAAUUAUGCAUCAUAUUGAAGAAAAUGUGGGGUGAAUUGACUGAAUGAUGGCAGAGAAAGAUAGCUAUAUGCCUGCGUUCCACACAUAAGUACCCAGGGGUAUACAUAUUGUUAUUGCACAUCACGAAAUGACAGUUUUCGUGUGAUAGUAAUGGACUAACAGGGUCUAGUGUGUGAUAAAAGUUUUCCUGGGCUAGGUUGCUAGCAGGAAAAGUGCAUGCUUUUUACAAAACGAAACAUCAUGUACAUUGAAUAAGUGUUGCAAGAAUGUAAUAGUCUAGCUCUGUGCAUAGCUCUGGAUUUUGAAAGUGCAAUUCUGCAACAUUGUCAUUUAUGGGGACUGCUAUAAGUGAAAAUUCCGACACAUAUUAGUGAACUUUUUGAAAGCAUUUGUGUGAUUGCUGUGGUGAGCGAGGAGUUUCAAGAUGUUGUGCUUUAAUGUUGGCAGUGGUGCCAAGUACUUUUUUACAUGCUUGAGUACACCUAAUCUUUGCACUUUAACUAGGCAUUGUGAUAAGUGAAUAUAUAUGGUGUCUAGUAUGCAUGUGGUGGAUGUGGCAUCAGAUAGCAGGGUUGAAGACGGCAUCACUUCUUCAGUUCCGAAAGCACAUUGUGCACAUCUUAUGUUUUGUAUAUGCAAAGUAAUAUAUUUAUUGUUGUCUAAUAGAUCAUUUUUCACUAGCUUAUGCACACGUUUUUUGUGAUAGUUUUUCUUUGAUCAGACAGUAAUAUUUUAUGUACUCCUUUGUUCCCUUUCAAAAACAUAGCCUGUUAUUUUUCUGCAAAGGUGUAUACAAAAUUAAGUUUUUUUUAGGAAUAUGCCAAAUAUACCUUCUAUAAAUGAUUGUAGUAUGACAUAUAGUUUAAAAUUUGUACAAAACACCAUGCUGUUCAUGCACUCUGCAGGAUAAAGGGAAAAUCAUCUUCAGAUAAAGACAAGGGCUGGAAGAGUAUAGCAGUAUUAAAAACUUGGGGUUUAUUCAUUGUCUUUUUGACUUUUAAUGCUUUAUGUUGUCACAGUAAUUUAGUAACUGUUAUACUACAACAAAAUUUUUAAAUGCUACAUUGAGCAGUAAAUCUGUGACAAUCACAGGUGCAUGAGUUCUUUUUAUUCCCUACACACUUCAAGUAUCAGUCAGUAAAAUAAAAAAGCAGUAAAUGCAAUUAUCUAUUUUAAGCUCUUUUCAGUGCCACAAAAAUGCAUGGCAGUGCUGCAUAUUUUUUUUCUCUCUCUCUCUCUUUCAGCAUUUGACUGAUGUCUGAGUUGCAUAACUUGUCCACUCAGUUUGCUCCAGAGAGAGACAGAAAUUAUUUUUUUAAGAUGUGUGUAUUGGGAUCAGAGAAAGCAGUAUCACUUGCAUCAGUUGUUACAGUAAUGUGAGUUGGUCUUGAAAAGUUCUAAUAUACAAGGGUCAGUCAACAGAGCAAUUUUGGACACGGCAUUUUGUUGUGUCAUAUAAAUUUUGUAUAAUGAUUUAUUUAUUUAAUUGCUUUGGGGCACCUACUUUCUGCUGCAUUCCAUUAAAAGUUGUUCCAGGUAAAAAUACUUUCUACUAUUCACGUGUUGCAAGCUUAAUGAAAAUCUUAAGUAAAAAGUUAUAUGUAAAGCAUAGUAUUGCCUAUUUAUCUAUUUAUUACUAUAUCGUCAAAGGAUAAGCAUAUCACUAUGGGAUGAAGCCACGAAAGCUCCAAAACAUAUGUUUGCAAAGGAAUAAAGCACCAUAAUGGUCUGCUAUAACAUUGUUCUGCUUCAGAGUAUGUGCUAGUUUCUGCUUGGCCUAGUCUGGCUCCUGUCACUGUAAAGCUUUACUUCUACAAAAUGCUUUUGUAGCCCUAGUCUAUUUCAUUGUGCACUCUUGUAUUAUUUAUUUCCACAUUAAAUAUAGUUGUCUUGCCGGACAAUUAGUGCGUGGCACAUUUAGUCCGUAGCGAAUCCUCACUGAGAGAGCAGUUUUGGUGAAAGACAGAGUGUGCACCAACCUUUUCUUUUUCCUUUUUGUGUCAUAAUGGCUUUGUAUGCAAGUUAGACAUUUGCAAAAUAUGAAUGUGAAGUCACGGUUAAUCAUUUGAGUGGUGGGAUGCCAAAGUAGCAGCCUCCACUAUUUGGAUGCCUUUAUAGCUCACCCUUUCGAUUAAUUUAAAUCAGAGGUAACAUAUUCUUGCAGGCUUGCAUCUGCUCAGUGUGUUUUAUUUAUCUUAUGUAAUAUUUUGAUUGUUUUCGUUGUGCACCAGUACAAAGGAUCAUAUACAAGCUAACAGCUGCUUGUCCCUUGGGACAGUUAAAAAAAUUAUUGCACCUAAGUAAAGACCUAUGAUGACAUUCCUUCCUUACCACUCAUUCCAGAAUGGCCAGAGUGGAAGUUUCCAAACAUAGAGAGAAUUAUUAUGAGGAAUGACUUGUUAUCAGUGAUCUGCCUAGUCGUGUGGUUGGGUGCUCUUUCAGCAUAGGAGCUUUUGUCACAGUUGCUCGCUUUGCUAAAUAUUAGUCCCCGUAUUUUCAAAGUAGAGAAGCAGGGUUAGACAUGUUCAUAAAAGGAACGGUGGAAUAGUUUCUGCUUUUCACAACAGGGUUUUCUUUAAAACAGGGUGAUAGCAGCAAUUUCAUGCAUUGUGCAUUUCCUUCAAAGUGAUGUCGUUGUUUUUUAGUUGUCUUUGGUUGUUUGCUGCAUGAGUCCACAAACGAUGUUGCAUGCGUAUACAUGUUCACUCUUCUCACUACUAUCCAAUAUGUCAGAACAAUGGUGUUAUUCGAUGCACAUUGAACUUUUCUGCAUGAAGAUUUGAUCAAACCGGUUGGGAAAAUGCACAGCUGUCCCAGUUCCUGAUACAAAAUUAUGAAAGGUGAACCCACAAUUCAGUUUGUGCAAUUUAUAAAACUAGUAUGGUUAUGUAUGUCAGGGUUCACUGUUCUGUCAUACACCUUCUUUUGGGUAGGGGUGGAGCCGUUUCGUCUGAGAUAUACAUUGAAGUGAGACAGUUGAAGGGGUAGUGGACAGUUCCUAGCGUUUGGACAACAUGAGUGUGUGUACAUUUAAUGCAGUAUAAAUACAUUUACGCAUCACACGUGCACUUGAGUUGCACUUUGAGUGCUUUAUCAGACAUGGCAAAGAUAGGCUGUGGGCAACAAUCACUUUUUUAGCAAAUUGUACAGAUGUUGGACACGUGCAAAGUUUGCACUGUAUUUAGUGUUGGAUAUAUUCUAAAAGGGGUUGUAAGCCAUCAGAUGAGGAAAACAAAAUGUGUCAGAAAUGUAUAAAGAACAGUUUGUUGACCUCUUGUACAUAAAUAUUGGUCUACUCUAUGUAGGUAUGUUAGAGGUUAUGCCAUGACUGAAUGUUAAUAUGAGCCACGUCGUUUGAUUUAAAUUCUGGCAAUCAUGUAUUUACACUGUUUUGUGUAUUUAUUUAAUUCCAUUUUAUAUACGAGACAUUUUUGCAUACAGGGUACUGAAGUUUUAUCCUUUUCUGGGUGAUGUAACACUGGAAUAAUAAAAUACAACAUCUAAUAGGCUCAUAUUUUCAA